This is a messenger RNA of Diaporthe citri, 3204 nucleotides long. RefSeq lists its product as uncharacterized. NCBI's taxonomy places the organism in Eukaryota, Fungi, Ascomycota, Sordariomycetes, Diaporthales, Diaporthaceae. The transcript has 3 exons. The coding region runs from base 1 to 3204 and encodes 1067 amino acids. The record is from RefSeq and is a predicted model, not a curated record.
AUGACGAAAGAGGACUUGGAUGCUCUGGAGCAAGUACUGCAAGAUCAUGGAAAUGACGGCUCAUACCCAUUUCUGGUAGAUUUGAAAAGGAUGAGUGGUGGCUGGUACUUCAAAUCGUGGAAGAAGAAUGGCUGCCCGGCGUAUCUGGCCAUUGUCGAAGAGCAUUACUAUGUGGAAGAGAACUCGGAGACAUCAGUACUCAGGGCUCCAGUCCAACAACAUCAAAGCAGUAAAUCAUCCUCAUUCCAAGGUCAAUAUCUAUCUCCUUCCCCUUCCCCAACAACGACAGCCGGUCUGGGUGUGAGCCAGUCUCAGCCGAAGUCGCGCCAUUUGAGGCCCGACCUGACACGACAACGGUCUUCCCAUUCCUUGAUCCGAAAUCAGGCACGCCAGAGCAGCUUGAAUACACGUGGCAUCCAAGAUGUCUCAGACAUGUUGACGCUGGAUGAAGAUAGUUCAGACGAAGACUCCUUAUCCUCACGGGAAUAUCGCCUUUUCUCCAUCCAGCCGCUGGCCAAGGACUCGAGUAACUGGGUCAGAUGCAGCGUGCGGGAAGAGCCUUUGGGCACCAACGAGAUCCUGGAACGGAUCAGACAGCUCGACUCGGACAAGACUUCCGUGAUAGACAAGAAGCUAUCGCUUCGGGCAGACCAGCAGGCGCAGGUGACCCGAGUCCACACCAAUGUCGUGACGACCGAGACAAAUCCCAGCAUGUACUGGCUGCUACGCCAAUUACAGGUCAUGCAGAAAGAAACUUCUUUUUUCUGGAAGAGGGGUGAGGACUCAGGGAUUUUGGUUAUUUUUGCGCGGGAGCCGCGGCCAGGCUUCGAAUAUACCGAGAGACCGAGGCAUGGCUCCUCCACGACGACAGUGGCGGCGACGAACGCGAACGAAAACAACCUGAGCAGGCCCAUGGAAGAAGCCGCUCCCCUGCCAUUACAUUCCAUGCCAGUACCGUUAACUGCUCCGAAUAAAGAGGCACACUCACCUUCCAUAAGAUCUUUCGAGAAGAAGACCGAGUUGGAAAAAGACACAGCCGCCGCAGACACUGGUAGCAUCGACUUCAUCAGAGUCGACGUCGACCCUGAAAGAAAGACUGCGUUGCCCGAGUACCUGAAAGAUUCAGUCUCCAGAAGGUCCAGGUCCAGGUCAAAACCCUCCCGUACCGACAGGGAGAGCACAGCUCGGAGACCGCCGCUAUCGAGAGUUUCAACAAACAACGCCGGUGAUGGUGUGUAUGAAAGUCGAAACAUGUUAUCACGAGCACGAUCCCGAGUUCCUUCACCAUCGAGAUCUUGGAGCAAUGAAUUGUCGAAAGUGCGUUAUGACGCAUACUCUGCGGGACGCAAACAUCAGGAGAUAGAGGACGAAGCCGAGAAGCGUGAGCAGUCGGCCCUGGAGCGAUACUACGGGCAGGUCGACGCUCGCCGCGAGAUCGAAAGAGCGAGUUACUGGCAACCAGAGGCAGAAAGAUCGUCGUUCAACGAGAGGUUCUCUCGUCGACCGCGCGAAAGCAUAGAUGGCUUGCAACGGGGGGACUUUGACAACGAGGUCCGCAACGAGGUGCUGGUGAUCAGGGCCCUCGAGCACCGCCAAGGUAAAGCCGCUGAGAGGCUACAAAAAGCCCGGACAGUCUCUGAGGCUGAAGAAGCAAGGUUGGAUUUGAAUAUGAAUGAAGACCUUUCAGACACUGCGGCUUAUGAUCUCGCACGCAUGGAACUACAAGCACGGGAUCAAGCGAGAUAUCCCACUCACUUUGACAAUGAGCCAUAUGAUCCUAAAGCAAGCUCUCCAGGCCCCGAAGGUGACGCCAUCGAUCAGCUUUUACUCACAUGGACCCCUGGGAAUGAUGCGGUGGACGACACCAACAAGGCGGGCCCAAUAAGCCCUGGUCUCAGUGAGACAUCGGAGCAAAGCGACCCAGAGCAGCAAGACGACGAAGUGACGAUCAAUGAAGAGCUUCCUGUACCGCUACCUGCAAAUGACGGGCAGGGAUCGCAGGUUGGAAGCUUGGACAGUCCCGUUAUCGAAUUGGACAGCGGACGACCACACGUUGAAACAACAAGCGAGAGCCCCGCCGACCUCGCAAUUGGAUCUGAUGCAGUAGUACAGACGUCUGAAGAGGAGGCUUGUAGUCCAGAGGACGACAAUACUCACAGCGGCCCCGCUACUCAGGUACCACUCCCCGCUGCUGAGAGUGACGGCCACCACAUGCAUACAGUAUUGGACGCAGACAAGGACUUAGAUAACGAUGGCGCCGGAAGCGACUCUGUUGAGCAUGAAGACGAGAAUGAGAUCGAGAGCAUCGACAAAUCCAGGAAUGAGGCUGAAACAUUGACAAGAGCACAUCAAGAAACCAUGCCCCAAGACCCUGCCACCUCCGGUGCACAGGAUCAUCUCGACCGUGCCAGGCGCCUGGUGAGAAGCACGGCCAUCCGAUCCGAUCCGGGGGAUGUUGAGGAAGAGAGGAGACCACCAGCAGUGGAUGAUGUCGACGGCGUUGGACGUCCGAGUGGUUUUCAGCUUCCCAGAAAAGCCCGCACGUGGGACACGCACGAGCCUCAAGGCCGAGAUUCUCGGGCAGCGACAGCUGAAGAAGAAAACGCCACAAGAUCCGAAGUGGUUUCCGGGUCGGAAAGGAGGAGGAGGACCGGUGGCGAGUUGGCUAUAGGAAACGCAAAGAAGCUUGAAGAUCUUACGGAGCCCAAGAAACGGAGCCUCAGCCGGCAGAAAGAGGAGGAUGAAUACGAUUUAGGAGCUUAUCGAGGCAUCCUUCGAGAUCUCAACUCUCCGUCUCGCGCGUCACAAUCCGUCAGGUUCGGAGACAGAGGUGAGACCACUAGAAACGCACCAGAAGAAGUCAUACGACCUCGCUCGGGUCGGAUCCACCGCGACGCUGUCGAAGCUCGGCGGAGAAGGCGAGCGACCGAAGAGGAUGCCGAGCUGUCUCGAAAAGCCAGAGAGGAACAACUGGAGAUUGAGCGACACAGACGACAAUUGACCGAGCUGCGUCUUGAGAGGAGAAGGCUUGAGGAGGCAUACGCUAUGGCAGAGGAAAGAGAACGCGAGGCAAGGGCACGGCGUAGGCGGGAAGAAGUCGAGCGAGCAGGUAGACUCGGUCUUGGGCUCGAGCUCGGGCUCGACUUCGAAGAUGCGCACCCCGACCUCGAUCGCUUUGGAAGCCUCAGAAGGUACAGGAGGUAG